Messenger RNA from Amborella trichopoda, 2171 nucleotides. NCBI's taxonomy places the organism in Eukaryota, Viridiplantae, Streptophyta, Magnoliopsida, Amborellales, Amborellaceae. The record is from RefSeq and is a predicted model, not a curated record.
UAUGGAAAUAAAUAAGCAUGAAAUAGAUGGGAGGAUGCCGCACCAUCGCACCACCUACCAUUCAUUCUCUCUCUCUCUCUCUCUCUCUCCACCUACCAUUCUCUCUCUCCCUCUCUCUCUUACAUGUAACUCUCCAUUUAUAGAUAUUCUGUCUUUUUAUUCAGCAUUUAAUGCCUCACUAUACCCCAAAAUCUUCUAAUCCAUCAUAAAAUAUCUCAUUUUUAUGAAAGUUGAAUGCACAAGGAAUUAAAGUAGGCAUAGAACAUCAAAUAACAAUAGCCACAUUCUUUUUGGCUACAUGAUAAUUGGCAAAAAAAAAAAAGCCACAAAAUUGUGGCACCAAAAGUGACAUGAGCUAAAGAAUUUAAAUUUGGCUCAUAAUCCACUGGGACAGUUGCUCAAACCAGAGGAAAACCCUCUUCACCUUACCACUUUAUGAAGGGUUUCCCUCCUUGUAUUGGCCUCACUCCUCUCCCCCAGAUACAGAGAGAGAGAGAUGAUUAGGAGUAAGGAGUGAGAAGAAAAAUGGUGGGGAAAUACUUGGAGUAUGAAGGGCUUGGGCACCUGUUUGUGAGUGUGUUCCUUUACUAUUUUGCUUCUUUCAUGGUGAUUCCAGUCAUCACAGAUGUUACCAUGGCGGCCGUGUGCCCCGGGCGGGAUGAAUGCAGUGCGGUUAUCUACCUGACUGGCUUGCAGCAAGUGAUGACAGGCAUGGGAACUCUAGUGGUGACACCAGUUGUGGGGAAACUCUCAGAUGAGAUGGGAAGAAAAGCUCUCCUUACCUUCCCCAUGACUAUUGCGGUUCUACCUUUAGCGGUUCUUGCGUAUGGCCGGUCCAAGCCCUUCGUCUACUGCUACUUCGUCCUCAAAACCCUAACUGCUAUGGCUUGCGAUGGCAGCAUCCAGUGCCUUUCUACAACUUACCUCGCGGAUUGUGUACCGGUAGGGGUUCGAACAUCGGCCUUUGGCUUGCUCUCGGGGACAAGUUUGUGUGCUUUCGUUUUUGGAACCCUAACUGCGAAGCUUCUCUCUGUUCCUGCCGCUUUCAUGGCUGCCUCUACAAUUGCAGGGUUAGCUGUUGCUUACAUGGUGGUUUUUUUGCCAGAGAGGGAAAGGGGGGAGUUUUAUGGUAAGGUGGAAGGGGUUUCUCGAAGAGAAAGAGGAGGGCAGGUUUCGGUUUGGAGGAGCUUGCCUUCUGUUUCGGAUUUUACGUGCUUGUUGAGCAGCAGCUCAACAUUUUCAAAUGCGUCUGUUGUUACAUUCUUCAGCACACUUGGAGAGACUGGUCUUCAGGCUUCCUUACUGUACUAUUUGAAAGCUCGAUUUCACUUUGACAAGAAUCAGUUUGCCGAUAUACUGUUAAUUUGCGGGAUUGCAGGGGCCACUUCUCAGAUGCUUUUCAUGCCAAUAUUAGCUACUGCUGUCGGUGAGGAGAAGUUGCUUCGUGUGGGACUGUUCGCAUGCUGUGCUCAUACCUUCCUGUACUGCAUAGCAUGGUCCUCAGCGGUUCCAUACAUCGCAUCUAUGUUUGCAUUUUUUACUGUUUUUACUACUCCAUGUAUUGGGAGUAUCGUGUCCAAGCAAGUAGGGGCUGAUGAACAGCUUUGUUUCUAUCGGAGAGAGCACCAUUUCCUUUCCCAGGUUUCAGCAUCAUGUGUGCUGGUUUUGCCUCUUUGAUAGCCUUUGGCCAAAGUUUUGUGAUGAGGGCUGCUCCUCCAAUUUCAACUCUCAAAGCCAGCAGUAGCAACUAUGUGCAGGUGUAAUUAUUGGAAAAUGAAAAUUCCAAGUAAAUAAUUGUAUACCUACUUAGCCCAAAAGAAAAUGUAUAUAUCAGAAAGAACCAGCAUUUAUUAUCCCUAUUACAAUGUAAAAUUGUAGGUGAAGCAUUAGGGAUGGAGGUUUCACCAUUUGCACUAAAGAUGCAGGAGUGUAGGCACAGGUUUGCACCUUUGGGUUCAGACUAGGAUAUGUUCCUCAAGAAUAGGUGUCCAUUAGUGGCCAUGAGCUUGGGCCAGUACUUCACUACUGAUUUGUAUUUUAGACGGUAUAUUGGAGUGUCCAUAUACCUCACAAGAUUGCAACUGAUAAAAGUUAAAAAGAAAAUCAAGUAAAAAAGUUGACCAAAAUACUUAUAAAUGUUUCAGGGUAUUUGGUCAAUGUCUUUAUUCAAA